AUGGACGACGGAGAGCUCGAUUUCUCCACGCAUGAAGUGUUUUCGAGUCCGAACAUGGGGGAGCUUCCGAGUAGUGGUUCCAUGGAUAGUUUCUUCGACGAGCUUCUUAAGGACACGCACGCUUGCACGCAUACCCACACAUGCAACCCUCCUGGGCCCGAUUUUUCGCACACUCAUACGUGCUACCACGUGCAUACCAAAAUCGUGCCCGCCCCCGCGGAGGACCAGGUGGCCACCGAUGAUACUGCGGAGUCCGCGGAGAAGAAGUCGAAGAAGCGGCCCCUUGGGAACAAGGAAGCGGUUCGCAAGUAUCGCGAGAAGAAGAAGGCUCGCGCGGCCUCGCUGGAGGACGAGGUUGUGAAAUUGAGGGCUCUCAACCAGCAUUUGAUGAAGAAGUUGCAGAGCCAGGCUGCUUUGGAAGCUGAAAUCGCGAGGCUGAAGUGCUUGCUGGUGGACAUUAGGGGCAGGAUUGAAGGGGAAAUUGGGUCCUUUCCGUACCAGAAGUCGCCUAUUGCGAACCCUCCAGGGGUUAACCUGCCUGGUUCUUAUGUGAUGAACCCUUGCAACUUGCAGUGUGAUGAUAGGGUGUAUUGCCUUCACCCUGGAGCUGAUGGGAAGAUCGGGGAGAAUGUGUCGUUAAAUGAGGAAGGGUUUGGUGGUUGUGAAUUUGAGAACCUGCAGUGUCUAGCAAGCCAGAAUUUGGGGCUCAAGGAGCUUCGUACGUGUGCAGUUGGACAGGCAGGGUCUAAUGUAAAUUCUUCCGCCUCAAAAAGAAAAGGGGGAUCUCGUGCAGCAACAGCUGGUUGA
Messenger RNA from Sphenostylis stenocarpa, 807 nucleotides. Lineage: Eukaryota; Viridiplantae; Streptophyta; Magnoliopsida; Fabales; Fabaceae. The record is from the annotation of a GenBank genome assembly.